This is a messenger RNA of Trichomonas vaginalis G3, 411 nucleotides long. Its product is annotated as hydroxypyruvate reductase protein. The coding region runs from base 1 to 411 and encodes 136 amino acids. Lineage: Eukaryota; Parabasalia; Trichomonadida; Trichomonadidae. Gene Ontology annotation, cellular component: cytosol. The transcript has a single exon. The record is from RefSeq and is a predicted model, not a curated record. Gene Ontology annotation, molecular function: glyoxylate reductase (NADPH) activity; NAD binding; hydroxypyruvate reductase [NAD(P)H] activity.
AUGUUGACAUCUCAGUCAUCCUUCUCUAAAAUGAUGAGUUUAUUCAUCACACACAAGCCAAUGGAUGUAGGCAUGCAGAUAUUGCAGAAAAAUUUCAAAGAUAUUGACUUCCCACACAAUUGGAAAGAUAUGACAAGAAAAGAGUUUCUUGAACAUGCACGCAAUGCUGAUGUAAUUUAUGCUAGAGGCAGUGAUCUCAUCAAUAAAGAUGUCCUUGACAGUCCAAAGCUUAAGAUGGUAUCAGCUGCCGCUGCUGGAGCUGAUAAAAUCGAUAUGGAGUACGCUACUAAGAGAGGUAUCAUCGUUUCAAACACACAUCUCUCAUUAGCUGACACAUACGCUGAUACUUUAAUGGGCAUUUUAAUUGCCUGCUCAAGGAGAAUUGUUGAAGGAGACAAUUAUGUCCGCUAA